AUGAUAAAAAGAUUACUGAACAUUCAUAAUUUUUGUUCUUUAAAUAGAUUUACAUGUUGGAGGAAACAUAUGAGAUUACAUAAUAUGAUAUAUAGAAAUAAUUAUGAAUAUAGUAAUAAAAAUUGUUUUAUAGAAGAAUAUAGUAGAAAGUAUAUUCAUACACAUAAUAAUAUAUAUAUAAAAAAAAAAAUAUAUGAUAUAAUACCAUAUUUAUGUAUAUGUAAAGAUGUAAAAAAUAUAACAUCGAAUAUAAUAUUUUAUAUUUUAGAAAAUUUAAGUACAAAAAAUGUUGUUAAUAUUAAUGAAUAUAAAGAUAAUAUAAAAAAAAUAUAUUUUAAUAUAAUGAAAUGCUAUCAUAAAAUCUUUGAAAAUAAUAAUGAAUAUGGAGAAUAUAUAUUUACUCUCUUUAAUGAUGAUAUAAUUUUAUCAGUUAGUCCUUCAUUAAAAAAAAAACAAAAAAAUAUUAUACAGGAUAUAUUGUUAAAUAGUUUAAAUUUCUUUUUUGAAAAUAAUAAAACAUAUAAAAAUAAAUUAAAUAUAAAUUUGAUGUGUAAUAUAAUUAAUUAUCCAAAAUUUUUAUAUGUAUUACAUUCAAUUAAUUAUGAUAUGAAUAUAAUAAAAGAAAAUUUAAGUGUGCAAAAUGUGGAUUAUUUAUUAUCUCAAUAUAUUAAUACAACAAAAUAUAUUACUACAGCAAUUGAAUUCUCUUCAUUUUUUAAAACGCCUAACAUGAAUAUUUUAACACCUUUUAAGAAACAUGGUACAUUUAAUUAUUCUUUAUUAUUAGAACAUAUAGUAAAUAAGCAGUUAAAAAAUGCACUCCUCUUGUUAUUGAAGGAUAUUGAGUGUAGUCAAUUAAAGCAGGAAAUACUAUUAUAUCUGGUAUCUUCAGAUGAUAUUACAGGCCUGUGCUUAAACGAAUGGGCUUAUUUAGCAGCAAAGGAAUAUUUACUUAUGAACAAACGUACAAACGAUAAUAGUAAAAAUAUAAAUGUUAACAUUUUAAAAAGAUCAAUUGAUAAUAUUAAAGAUUAUAAUGAUGCUAAUGUUCCAAAUUUGGAAUAUUUUGUUUUACCUGAAGACGUUAAAAAUGUCAAGUAUAUAAAUUGUAUUAAUGAUUUUAAUAAUAUGGUUAUAACCAUAAAAGAAGAACUAAACAAUCAUUGGAAAUAUAAUAUAUACAAUAUAAAUAAUAUGGAUAAUUAUACAAAUGAUAAUUAUAAUAAUAAUAUAUUAACAUAUGAAUAUAUUAAUAAAAUACUUAGGAAAGAAAAAAAAAGAUAUUACAUUGGUAUAGAUAUCGAAUGGGAUAGAUAUAAAAAAAAAAACGUUAGUGUUCUAUCUAUUUCAACAAAUAAAAAAAUUUAUAUAAUAGAUUUAUAUUUUAUUGAUUAUAAUUAUAAAUUAAUCAUAUUUAAAUUUUUUAAAUGGUUAUUAGAAAAUCCAUUUAUAUAUAAAUUGUUUUUUAAUUUUCCUACUGAUAUUAAAAUCAUGUCUUCAUAUUUUCAAAACAUAUCACAUAUAAAUAUAUAUAACAAUGUUAUAGAUUUAAAUGAUAAUAUAUAUAUGUAUUCAAAAAGAAAUGAACAAAAAACGUCUUAUAACAAUAAUAAUAUUUUAUAUUUUGAAACAUUGAAUAGAGAUAUGAUUCAAUCGAAUGAUAUACAUUUAUUCAAACAGUUAGUACAUUCAACACCUUAUCAUUUUAAUAAAAAUAUAAUAAAUAAAAUGAACAGCAAUAAUAAUUAUAAUAAUAUUAAUAUUAAUAUAUUAAACAAACAAAUGUUAAAAUUAUAUUUUAAAAGUUUAAAUGACUUGUGUAUAAAGAUAUUAAAUAAAAAAUUAAAUAAAAAAUUUCAAUUAGCUAACUGGAAUAUAAGACCACUUACCCAUGAACAAAUAAUAUAUGCAUCUAUUGAUUCUUACGUUUUAAUAAAGAUAGAAGAAAUGUUGAUAGAAAAAGGUUAUAUGUCCACAUGUGACUCCAACAACAAUCAAAUGAUGAAUUUAUUUGUUCAAAAAUAUAAGUUGAGAGAUAGUACAUGGGAAUAA
Molecule: messenger RNA, 2052 nt
Organism: Plasmodium adleri (nom. inval.)
Lineage: Eukaryota; Apicomplexa; Aconoidasida; Haemosporida; Plasmodiidae
Product: exonuclease, putative
Exons: 2
Coding region: 1-2052 (683 amino acids)
Biological process (GO): nucleobase-containing compound metabolic process
Molecular function (GO): nucleic acid binding; 3'-5' exonuclease activity
Source: RefSeq, a predicted model, not a curated record